ACCGAGAAAAAAAAAAAAAUGUGGUGGGGGGCAUGCGCGGUGUGGAAGGCGGUGCUACCAUCCGUUGCCCCCCGAGAGGAUUGUGCACGUCGACGGGGCCCUGACGCCUGGAUUCGAGACGGGGAGUGUGGGAAGAGACGGCCAGGAGUGCGACCUGAUUAUUGCGACCAGCGCAAUCCCCUGGGGACGGGAAGAAGGGGACAGACACUGGCCUCAAAGACCUGAUCUGGUUCUCCUGAUGAGACCCACUGUGCCAGGCUCCUCAGGCCGUGCACCCCCAGAAAAUGAGCCUGCUGUGGUGAAGCUGGAGGACUCUGACAACUACGAUGAGAGAGAAGAUACACUGUGGGACCCAGGCCCUGAGGCUGCACGUCUACGCUUCCGGUGCUUUCGGUAUGAGGAGGCAAUAGGUCCUCAGGAAGCCCUGGCUCAGCUCCGAGAACUGUGUCACCAGUGGCUACGUCCAGAGGUACAUUCCAAGGAACAGAUCCUGGAACUCUUGGUGCUGGAGCAGUUCCUAGGUGCAUUGCCUUCUGAGAUCCAGGCCCGUGUGCAAGAGCAGUGGCCAGGCAGCCCUGAAGAGGCUGCUGCCUUGGUUGACAGACUUCGAUGGGAGCUUGAUGGACCUCGGAAAUGGGUCACAGUCCAGGUACAGGGCAAGGAGGUCCUAUCAGAGAAGAUGGAACCUUCCAGCUUCCAGCCUAGACCUCAAGUCAAGCUUCAGACUCCAGAGGCUGGGUCUGAGACUACCCCAGGGGCCACGCAGGAAUUGCCGCUGGACCUACAAAUGAAAGAAGAGACAGAGUUGAUGGAGAAUCCAGAGCUCCUGGACUCUGAGCCUCUUUCUGCUGCUCAAGAGGCUGCAGCCACUCUCCUACCUAAGGUGGCCCAGGGCCAUGGGAUAGCACUGGACCAGACCUCUCCUCACAGCGACACUGAACCUGAUGUGCCCCCCUGGAGCGAGGACCCUAUGCCCCUGUGGCAUGAGGAAGUAGAAGGCAUCUUGUCGCCAGGGUUCACGCUGCAGAUGGACAGCAUCACAGCAGAGCCAGAUACGGUGAGCCCCCACCUCCAUGUCCCCUGGGAUCUGGACAUGGCUAGCCUCUCUGGACAGAUGCAGUCCCCUACCAGAGAAGGUGGCUUUGCCCAUGCCCUCGUACUCCCCAGCGAUCCAGGAAGUGAACAGGACCCUGCCUGUGAGGAUCCCUUCCCCAGUGUGGGCCCAGCACUGGUGGCGACUCGCUGGCAUGCCCCAAGGGACCAGAGCCAGGGCCACCCUAGCACAGGGACUGAAGUGAUGCGAGGCGGCCGCUGCGACGUGUGUGGCAAGGUAUUCAGCCAGCGAAGCAAUCUGCUGCGGCACCAGAAGAUCCACACAGGCGAGAGACCGUUCGUGUGUGGCGAGUGUGGCCGAAGUUUCAGCCGCAGCUCUCACCUGCUGCGCCACCAGCUCACGCAUACUGAGGAACGGCCUUUCGUGUGCCGCGACUGUGGCCAAGGCUUCGUGCGCAGCGCCCGCCUGGAGGAGCAUCGGCGCGUGCACACGGGCGAGCAGCCGUUCCGCUGCGCAGAGUGCGGCCAGAGCUUUCGGCAGCGCUCCAACCUACUGCAGCACCAGCGCAUCCACGGUGACCCGCCAGGUCCGGCGCCGCCCGUCCGGUCCCUCGCUGGAGUGCCCGAGCCUCCGGGCCCCUUCCCUUGCAGCGAGUGCUGCGAGAGCUUCCCACGACGCGCAGUACUGCUAGAGCACCAAGCGGUGCACACCGGAGACAAGUCCUUCGGAUGCGUGGAGUGCGGCGAGCGCUUCGGCCGCCGCUCGGUGCUGCUGCAGCAUCGGCGCGUGCAUAGCGGCGAACGACCUUUCGCAUGUGCCGAGUGCGGUCAAAGCUUCCGGCAGCGCUCCAACCUCACCCAGCACCGGCGCAUCCACACCGGCGAGCGGCCCUUCGCCUGCACCGAAUGUGGCAAGGCCUUCCGCCAGCGGCCCACUCUCACGCAGCACCUGCGUGUGCACACCGGUGAGAAGCCCUUCGCCUGCCCCGAGUGCGGCCAGCGCUUCAGCCAGCGACUCAAGCUCACGCGCCACCAAAGGACCCAUACGGGCGAGAAGCCCUACCGCUGCAGUGAGUGCGGCCUCGGUUUCACGCAGGUGUCUCGGCUCACCGAGCACCAGCGCAUCCACACAGGUGAGCGGCCUUUCGCCUGUCCCGAAUGUGGCCAGAGCUUCCGGCAGCACGCCAACCUCAUCCAGCACCGGCGCAUCCAUACAGGCGAGCGGCCCUACGCCUGUCCCGAGUGUGGCAAGGCCUUCCGCCAGCGGCCCACGCUCACGCAGCACCUGCGCACCCACCGGCGCGAAAAGCCCUUCGCCUGCCAGGACUGUGGCCGCCGCUUUCACCAGAGCACCAAGCUCAUCCAACAUCAACGCAUCCACAGCACUGAGUAGCUGUACAGCACUGAGUAGGUCAAAACACCUCAUUAGGUUGUUGUGAGGCUGCCAUCUUCCAACAGACCCAAGUAGAGCCUUCAGUAGGUGCUCAAUAAAUAGAUGAUGCUUCCCCAACCUUACCGCAGUUUCCAUGCUGGUACAAGCUCUGCACACACGGCUGCCGGGGGGAGGCUACACACCUCCUUCCACAGUAGCACUACCACACAAUACUUCUGGCUUACGCAGAGGGGAUGCCCAGCCUCAGAUGGGGCAGAGCAGCCACAUUCACAAAGAAGGAAAGGGUUCUUUACGUCUGCUAUGGGUCUAGUCAAGAGAGAGGUCUACCAAUAUGUCACUGGUGGGUGACUGAAAAGGGUAGUCCAGCUGGGUGAGGUAGUACACACAUUUAGCCCUAGCAUUCAGGAGGCUGAGACAGGAUUGCAUUGAGUUUGAGUUCAGUAUGGACAACACCAAAAGCACACAUUGAGGUGGCACACACGUGUGAUCCCAACACUUGGGGACAGAAAGAUAAUUGCCAAAAGUUCAACAGAUAAGUCCAUGUAACAAGUUCCUGGAUGGCCAGAGUUGCAUGGUGAGAACCUAUCAAACAAACAAACAAACAAAAAACCAACAACAGAAACAGAAAAUACAAACGUGGUGGUGUGAUGGCACAAGAUUUGUAACCAUUCCAGCUAUUCAGGAGGCUGAGGUGGGUGAACUGCUAUUUCAACGCCUGCUUGGGGCGGGGCCUUUGCAGUGGGAUAGUUCAGAGGUAACACUGCUUGUCAUGAAGCCUGAUGACCUGCGUUUGAACCCUGGAACCCACAUGUUGGAAGGAGACAACCAAUUCCUGAAAGUUGUCCUCUGACCUCCACAAUCUGUGUUUCCUGGGUUGUUUGCACAUGCACAUACACAAGUAAAUAAAUGGGAAAAAAACUUUAAAAGG
Messenger RNA from Rattus rattus (black rat), 3374 nucleotides. It is a transcript of the gene Mzf1, whose product is annotated as myeloid zinc finger 1. The coding region runs from base 239 to 2446 and encodes 735 amino acids. Gene Ontology annotation, cellular component: nucleus. The transcript has 6 exons. The record is from RefSeq and is a predicted model, not a curated record. Lineage: Eukaryota; Metazoa; Chordata; Mammalia; Rodentia; Muridae.